Molecule: messenger RNA, 1167 nt
Organism: Cuscuta campestris
Lineage: Eukaryota; Viridiplantae; Streptophyta; Magnoliopsida; Solanales; Convolvulaceae
Source: the annotation of a GenBank genome assembly
GGAGUUCCUGUCAAUCCCAACCUGCUAAACCCUCCUUAGAAGUGGCAACUGAGGGAGGAGAUAAACGGGGGGAAGAUGUCGAUUUGGAAGAAAAAAAGAGAGGGGUGAAGAGGAAGAAAUCACAUGGAAAAGAUGGACAUGUUAUUGCUAAAGGGUGGACCAAGGAGCAAGAACUGGCAUUGGAAAGAGCCUAUUUUGCUGCUAAGGCAACUCCUCAUUUCUGGAAGAAGGUGGCAAAGAUGGUGCCUGGGAAGUCAUCCCAAGAAUGCUUUGACAGGAUACAUUUAGAUCACGCGACACCACCUCAACCCCGACCACGUGUAAGGACAAAAAAGACCGUAUCGUCACUUAUGUCUCCUCCCAGUGCAAGCAAAUUGCUUCAACGCGCAGAUGCAAAACCAAAGAGACAUGUUUCACAAAAAGCAGUGAGAGAGAUAUUGAAUAAGCAGUACAUGGUAAAGAGAGAUAGUAAAGAAAUAGAUCUCUUUAGCUUACUUGAGGAGUCAACAACAACAACAACAACAACAACACAUGAUCUUCCAAAUGGUGGUGCUAACUUGGUGACCCCUGAGCUGAAGUUAGGGCAUCCCAGUAACUUUUCUCAGCAAAGCAACUUGAAGGGGGCCACUCUCUUUAGUCCUCCGGUUCUAAAGCCGAUUAAGAACAAAGCUUUGCACGACAGAUACAUUGAUCAGCUGCACUGCAGGGAUGCUAAGAGAAAGGCAGCUUAUUUAAGGACAUCAAAGCUGAACCAAGCCAAGAAAGAAGAACAUCAAAAGGUGAACAAAACAGCAGCAGUCCAAGCUGCUAAGAAUGCUCUCAUCUUUGACGCAAGGGAUGCCAUCAAACAAUUCCAGAAUUCACAAACGAAUCCGUUCCAAAACAUCUUCUGUGGCAGGGAAGAAGAAGAAGAAGAAGAUAUUGGUGAUGAUUGUGGUUACAAUGGUGACGACGACUGAAUUCCAAAGGGUAUGAUGUCUUUCUUUUGAACGAUUCUUGUGUUGCUAAUUGUUCUGUAACUGUCUAACUGAGAUAGAAUUCUGAAAAACAUGUAUUACUCUCUAUGUCAAACCACUUUUUUUUUAAAAAAAAAUUCCGUUUUUUGUUUUUGUGAAUUCCACCUUUUGCUCAGUAGAGCCAUCCAGAUAGUAAAGAAUGAUUUUUCAG